AUGCGGCUCAGUUCCAUUGUGUCGCCAGCACAGCUCCCGACAUUGGUGCUGCUAAUUGCUUUAGCUAGAGUGGCUUUGGCAAUUAGAGAUGAAACUAUGGGGAGCCAGCUGGAAGAAGGUGUGCAGCACUCACCCAAGAAGAUACUUCAUGCGCAUCCUGAACCAAAUCAUUCCGCGCAGUCUGGGAUGAGCAUGGCGCAGACUGCCGAGGGCCCAAAUGCCCACUUUGUGCCUGUGAACCCCGUAGCCAUGACGGUAGCGGUUGCUGAGACCGGAAUAUUGACAACUGUGGAAGCACAAGUUCGAUUUAAAGGAGGUGGAACUUGUCUCGAAUCACUGACCAUCCCACCAACUCCUGGCGUUCAAUUGAAGCCCGACUGGCUUUUUGGGGUUGGCUGCAAGCUGGACAAGGGCGCGUUUUGCAAGUGUCCCUGGGCUCCGAUCUAUGGCUGUCAAACGUCUGGUAUGUUCGGUCUGCCAGGUGGAAUAACCACAGACAUCAUCCAAAGGAUGGGCUUUUGCCGACUCGAGCCAUGGGUGGUGAUUUUCCCCUCGGUUGCUUUGGUUGGAGGCAUCAUCUACUUCAUGCCAAGCUCUCGAAGAGCAGAACCUUCCGGAUCGUCAGGAAGCCCGCGAAAGUCUGACAAGUCUGAGGACUCUGAAAGCUAG
Molecule: messenger RNA, 669 nt
Organism: Durusdinium trenchii
Lineage: Eukaryota; Dinophyceae; Suessiales; Symbiodiniaceae
Source: the annotation of a GenBank genome assembly